This is a messenger RNA of Chlorocebus sabaeus (green monkey), 6021 nucleotides long. It is a transcript of the gene ZKSCAN4, whose product is annotated as zinc finger with KRAB and SCAN domains 4. The record is from RefSeq and is a predicted model, not a curated record. Gene Ontology annotation, cellular component: nucleus. Gene Ontology annotation, biological process: embryo development; regulation of transcription by RNA polymerase II. Gene Ontology annotation, molecular function: RNA polymerase II cis-regulatory region sequence-specific DNA binding; DNA-binding transcription activator activity, RNA polymerase II-specific. NCBI's taxonomy places the organism in Eukaryota, Metazoa, Chordata, Mammalia, Primates, Cercopithecidae.
AGCCUCAACUUCCCUCCUGUGUCUGGAGAGUGAUCACUUUCACUCCCAAAGACAUCCUUUGGGUAUACUUACUGUGGGAUUCAGAGUGAAGGGCAGAGGACGACCCUGCAAGGGCACGGACUAUAAGAGAGAUCUGUGCAGCUGCGCCUCAGGAGUGUCCUGGGCCUCUGGGCAUGAGAGGAGGGGGGACCACUUGCAGUUUUACUGGACAAUUUGCCACCUUUCCAGAAUCCUCUGAAGAUAUACAGGUCGCAACUAGAGUGAGACCCGAGUACUGCCUUGGGUCAGAAUGGCUAGAGAACCGAGAAAAAACGCAGCCCUGGACGCCCAGUCUGCAGAAGACCAGACGGGGCUUCUGACCGUGAAGGUGGAGAAGGAGGAAGCUUCCGCCUUGACGGCGGAGGUGAGCGCAUCCUGCAGCCCUGCUCGGGGCCCCGAACGCUCCCGCCAGCGCUUCCGAGGCUUCUGCUACCCGGAGGCUGCGGGUCCCCGCGAGGCGCUGAGCCGGCUCCGAGAACUCUGCCGACAAUGGCUGCAGCCUGAGAUGCACAGCAAGGAGCAGAUCCUGGAGCUGCUGGUGCUGGAGCAGUUCCUGACCAUCCUGCCGGGGAAUCUGCAGAGCUGGGUGCGGGAGCAGCAUCCAGAGAGCGGGGAGGAGGUGGUGGUGCUAUUGGAGUAUUUGGAGAGGCAGCUGGAUGAACCGACGCCGCAGGUUCCAGUUGGUGACCAAGGGCAAGAAAUGCUCUGUUGCAAGAUGGCACUGUUGACACAAACUCAAGGGUCUCAAAGUAGCCAGUGCCAGCCAGUGAAGGCUCUGUUCAAGCAUGAAUCUCUGGGAUCCCAGCCCUUACAAGACAGAGUUCUCCAGGUUCCUGGGCUUUCCCAGGGAGGGUGCUGCAGAGAAGAUGCAAUGGUAGCUUCCAGGCUCACUCCAGGGUCCCAGGGGUUGCUGAAAAUGGAAGAUGUGGCUCUGACCCUCUCUCCUGGGUGGACACAGCUAGAUUCAUCUCAGGUGAACAUCUACAGAGAUGAAAAGCAGGAGAACCAUAGCAGCCUCAUCUCCCUUGGUGGUGAAAUACAGACUGAGAGCAGGGACUUGCCUGCAGUCAAGAAGCUUUCAAAAAAGGAGCAUGGGAAGAUAUGCCACCUGAGGGAAGACAUUGCCCAGAAUCCUACAUGUGCAGAAGCUGGUGAACAGGAGGGCAGGUUACAAAGAAAGCAGAAAAAUGCUGUAGGGAGUAAGCGACAUUAUUGCCAUGAAUGUGGAAAGAGUUUUGCUCAAAGUUCAGGCCUGACUAAACACAGGAGAAUCCACACUGGUGAGAAACCAUAUGAAUGUGAAGACUGUGGGAAGACCUUCAUUGGGAGCUCUGCCCUUGUCAUUCAUCAGAGAGUUCACACUGGUGAGAAACCAUAUGAGUGUGAAGAAUGUGGUAAGGUCUUCAGUCACAGCUCAAAUCUUAUCAAACACCAGAGAACCCACACUGGGGAGAAGCCCUAUGAGUGUGAUGACUGUGGGAAGACCUUCAGCCAGAGCUGCAGCCUCCUUGAACAUCACAAAAUUCAUACUGGGGAGAAGCCAUACCAGUGCAAUAUGUGUGGCAAAACCUUUAGGCGGAAUUCACAUCUCCUGAGACAUCAGAGGAUUCAUGGUGAUAAAAAUGUUCAGAAUCCUGAGCAUGGGGAGUCCUGGGAAAGUCAGGGUAGGAUGGAAAGCCAGUGGGAAAAUAUUGAGGCUCCCAUGUCUUAUAAAUGUAAUGAGUGUGAGAGAAGUUUCACCCGGAAUAGAAGUCUUAUUGAACAUCAAAAAAUCCACACUGGUGAGAAACCCUAUCAGUGUGAUACAUGUGGAAAAGGUUUCACUCGAACUUCAUACCUUGUUCAACAUCAGAGAAGCCAUGUAGGGAAAAAAAUUAUUUCACAGUGACCCAUAGUAUUCAUGCCAACAUUGGUGCUCAUUUGUCACUGAACUGAAGCCACCCUGGAGCCCUUAAUGGUUACAGAAGUUGUGGACCAGGGCUUUAUUUACCACUAUACAUCAUCAGGUAUGGGAAAAUGUAGUCUGGCUGAGAUGAUAAGUUAUCUUCUACAUUCUAGAAAGUGAUUGGAAGAAGAAGUCAUUUGAUAGGAGGCCAUGGGAGAGUGGUCUGAAAGUUGUAGGACCUAAAAUAGUUUGUUCUCACCCAGUGGAUUUAAAUGGCCUUCUGGACUUGUUAAUUGCCCUCAGCUAGCAUUUUAGGACAUCUGGUUGGAUGGCUCUGAUCUGGGGGGCUGCUGCUCUGACCACUCAUUUUGCCUCUAAUGAAUCUUUCACAAAUUGGUCAGAUCGAUGAGAUCUUUUACUCUUCAUUGUGCCUUGUAUGAUAGGUGCUAAUAAACAUCUAUUAAAUGUACCAGUAAAAUGGCCUUUGUAGCUCCAAAAAUUUGAUGUUGUCUGUAUUUCUGAGAAAUUUCUAACUUAUGCCAUUUUUGUUUAUGUAUUCUUCUCUGAGGUUCUAGAUUCUGGGUCAAUCUAGUGUAUUUGUUGCCAUGUACAUACUGUUUUCAGAAUUGGGGUGGGGGAAUCCAUAUUUCUCUACCAUGAUAGUACAGAUGAGAAGAAUGCCUUAAACAGCUUCUUUAUCAUUAAGACAUUGUGAGAUUGCUCCAUCCAUAGAACUCCACUGUUUAGUCAAUGUUAAUUAUGUUAGUUUACAUUAAUUUUGCUACACUUUAGGGGGAAUCUUUCACAUUCAGGUAAAUAAAAAUCAACCUAUCAAGUUAGAUCAAAAUGAUUAUUAUGAAUUUUGAAGACAUUCUGUAAGACUUACCAUCUUGUUUCUUACCUUUUAGUUAUCUUGGGCCUAACCAAGUGCUAAGACGUCAUCUGUGUCCCUCUUCCCCAGUUUAUAGCUGACUGUGCAUCAAGGCUUAUGCCAGCUAAGCUUAAACUUUCUCCAGGUCCGAAGAUUCAUACCAAAUAUUUAUAAUUAUUAUUCAUGGUUUCAAAACUGCCCUGUCAGUUGGGGACAGGAAGAUCAGGUUAGAGGCAGCCUACAAGGAGAGAAACUCACGUCUUGAGUGGUAGGAGAAAAUGUAUCUGCUCAGGCUGGGUGCCAUGGCUUACACCUGUAAUCCCAGCACUUUGGGAGGCUGAGGCGGGCAGAUCAUAUGAAGUCAGAAGUUUGAGACCAGCCUGGCCAAGAUGGUGAAACCCUAUCUCUUCAAAAAAUACAAAAAUUAGCCAGGCAUGGUGACACAUGCCUGUAAUCCCUGCUACUUGGGAGGCCAAGGUAGGAGAAUUGCUUGAACCUGGGAGAUUGAAGUCGCAGUGAGCUGAGAUGGUGCCACUGCACUCCAGCCUGGGUUUCAGAGUGAGACUGUCUCAAAAAGAAAAAAAAGAAAAUGUGUCUGUUCAGAAGCACAUUGGGAAUCCUAGGUAUCUGAUGAAAAGGAUUUCACAAUAUCCAAAGUGUUGAUAUGUGCUGUCAAGGCUCAAUGCUGUGAGUUAUUCACAAGAAAUAAGAAUUUUUUGAUAUCUUCUGUUUUCACCCAAAUCACCUGUGUGCUUAAAGACUGAUUUCUGAAGUGCUCAAGUGCCUAUUACCAUCUUCCAGCACUGCCAGAUUUUCAUGAAUGGAUUCUGCUUCUGAUGAAUUACCUGACCAUGUUUUAUUCAGUCACCAGCAUAGUGUUCUUGUCUAUUCUCAAAUACCCUUUCUGGAUUUCUGCUCUGAAAUACCACAGGCUGACCAGAGACUUUCAAAACCAUAAAGUUCUCCCUUUAUUAGUUCCCUACAAUCUUUUAUUGCCUUCAUUAUCUCCUUCUUUUCAGUCUAAUUUAAAACUUCUUUAGCAUUCCAAAGUUCUGUAGACUUUCUCCACUCAAUCUUUCCUAGCCUUUUAAUUUCUUUAAAAUCAGCUUUAUUUAUGUUAUUUCCACAAAGCUAGCCAUUUCCUUUUCUCCUUUAAUUUUUACUUUUCCUAAAUAUUUGCUAAUAGCUCUGAUUUUACACACUGAAACUCAUUACAGACAACUCUAUUCACUUUUCUGUGGUAUUUGUUUCUGAUGUUACAUGAAGAGAUACAUGUGAAAGCUUUUUACAAACCAGAAAGUAUUAUAUGAAUAUAACUUCCUGAGAUUAACUAAGGACCACUGUGCCUCCUUUCACUCCUGCGCCUCCAAGCCUAAAAGUCUUCUCUGUAGAGGAGGGAAAUAUUGUUGAAAAGUACUUUUCAGUGUCUGCUAUGCUAGACAAGGGAAGAAAUAAAGCCUCUAUCUGUGUGUGUGUGUAUAUACACACUUGGGCUUAGGCCUUUAGUAUAAUCAGGUUGGUAAGAUUUGCACACAAAUAAGGCGGUGCAAUAAAUGCCUUAUGAGUGGUAAACUGAGGCUUGUAGAAAUUCGGAGAAGGAAAAGGAUACUUCCAGCUGUGCAAGCUGUUAUUAUUAUAUGGACAGCUUUACAUGUUAGAAAGCUGAAUGGACUCACAACUUUGUCUAAUUGAGUAAAUAAAGCAAAUUUUAAGAGAUAGGGACAUUGUAGGAGCCUUCAGUGCCAGAACAAAAAGUUUAAAUUUUAUUCAGUAAGCAUUAGGGAGCCAUGAUAUUUCAUAAUCAAAAUAUUAUCUUGGAAACUUUAUCUGGUGUAUUAUAUAAUAUCAAGUAAGAAAAUUAUUUUGCUUAUAGUUUUUAGAUACUCCACUUUUGUAUAAAACAGAGGUAUGUGUUUAUAAAUAGCUGAAUUAUAAAAUGGGUUUAUCUGUAGCCUAUUGAAAAGGAUGGCCAAAAAAGUUAUUUUCCAGUGAAAUCAAAUCCAGUAAAAUAAACUAUUUAGUUAAGAUAUAAGCAGUAUAUAAAGCACAAUAAAAUGUCACUUUUCAUAUUUUCUUAAAUUGUUUUUAGGAAUUUUAGUGGUGACUAGUCUGCCAUUCUAUUUCAUUUCUGUAACUGAAGCAGUGCAGAAAUCCUCUAUUUUCUUUUUUCUCCCUUUGCUUGAAUAGUAACUGGUUAUAGCGUUUUUUUCUACUUCGAAAGAAUGAAUGGUUAUAAUGAAAAAAGCUUUUGAUGAAUGGCACUCUUGGUUUGUUCUUAAUUUUGGCAAAGAUGUAUAUAAUUCUGCAAAAGACUUUCUCUGCCUCUUCCUUUAGUGGAAAAAAAAAAAAAAAAAGUAGGAGUGACAACUUACCUCACAGGAUUCUGAGGAUCUGCUUAUAUAAAUAAGAAGUGCUAUGUAAAAACUCUGAAAAUGUUGCUAAUUGGUAGAGAAGUUGAGAUUGAACACUUUGUUAAUGGAAACCUCCAUAUAAAGGAAUUAUAAUUAUUAGUAAAGACUAUAUUUUAAAAAUGUCCUGUAACUAUUUGACAGUAUUGGUCUUCUUAUCUUCUAAUAAUUUCCCAAACCUAUAUGGUACCAUUUCCUCAAUUAUUCAUAAGAACUUUAACCACUAAGUAAAUUCAUUUUAUCUAUUUUUCUCUAAAUACCUGUUCUAGUCCAUUUUUUGUUUUUCUUCAUGAUAGUCAAAAUUGGGUCUGAUAGAUUCAAAUGAGGAAGCUUUAUUUUUCAGUCAGCUUUGUAUAAGUAGUUUCUCUUUUGUACAUUUCAAAGGGAGUUGCUAUGACAGAAAUUUUUCGGGAUGAAUACUUUCCAUGACUACUUUCUUGUGAACUUUUUUUUUUAUAUGUAUCAUGUUCCCUUAUUAUAGAAAUAUCCUUUUAUUGUUGUAUUUACCCAGAUUUCUUACUUGGUUUCUGGCAUUUGCGGUCCCCUUCUAUUUACAGUGUCAACCAAUGACCCUGGAAUUUGAAUGCAGUAAGAUUUCCUGGACUCCUUUCUGAAUUAAUGGUUGAACAUUGGGGUAUAUUCCUGCCUGUUUUGUGUAUGUUGUUGAAUUGGAAGAUUGCCCAAAAUCCUCUGCACAUUUUUUCAAAUUCCUGUUUUUAUUGCCAUUUCUAAGGUUGGUACUUCAAGGUUUUCAGGGAUCUAGGAAAGCAAUCCUAAUGUAACUUAUUUGUAUACAAGUAAUAAACCAUAUGAUUAUU